AUGACAAAUCAGUCCUACCGGGUAAUUACUGAGAGCCAUUCAGCCACUAUAGCUCUUUUUCUUCUUCUUCUUCUUCUUCUUCUUCUUCUUCUUCUUCUUCUUCUUCUUCUUCUUCUGUGCCAUAUUUCUUCAGGGCAUCAACUCCCCCCCCUCUCCCUCUCUCUCUUUUCUCUCUCUCUCUCUCUCUCUCUCUCUCUCUCUCUCUCUCUCUCUCUCAGUCACAGUGUGCGAGAGAAAGGUCCAGAGAGAGAGAGAGAGAGCGAUCAAGGGAUCUUUCUUUUGUUCUCACUCUCUCCGGAUUUCUCUCUCUCUCUCUCUCUCUCUCUCUCUCUCUCUCUGGACCUUUCUCUGUAUUUCUGGGUAUCACUUUCUGUCGUACUCUCCUCUCUGUCUCACUCUCUCUCUCUUUCUGUUUCUCUCUCUCUCUCACUCACUCUCUUUCUCUUUGGUUUAUAUCUAGAGCUCUGUCACUCUCUCUUAUGGGUCUCUCUCUUUCACACACACACACUCACAAUUUCACUCUCUGGGUCACUUUCUCUCUGGCUUUCUCUCUCUCUCUCUCUCACUCUCUCUCUCUCUUGUAUCUCUCUCUCUCUCUCUAUGGGUUUCUAUCUCUAUGGACUUCUCUCUCUCUUUUUCCCUCUCUCUCUCUCUAGACUUCUUUCUCGUCUCUCUCUCUUCCACUUUAUGAUUUUUCUUCUGAUAUUAUUGAGUAAGUUUGUGAAUGCUUCAUAUUUCAAUCCCUUUCUCUCUCUCUCUCUCUCUCUCUCUCUCUCUCUCUCUCUCUCUCUCUCUCUCUCUCUCUCUCAAUAUUUUAUCUUCUUUCUUCUUCGUAUUUUCAUGUUUUGUUCUAUCUAUCUAUCUAUCUAUCUAUCUAUCUAUCUAUCUAUCUAUCUAUCUUCGUCUUUUCAUCUAUCUAUCUAUCUAUCUAUCUAUCUAUCUAUCUAUCUAUCUAUCUAUCUAUCUAUCUGUUUUCGUCUUUUCACCUAUCUAUCUAUCUAUCUAUCUUCUCUUUUCAUAUCUAUCUAUCUAUCUAUCUAUCUAUCUAUCUAUCUAUCUAUCUAUCUUUCUUUCUUUCUUUCUUUCUAUCUAUCUAUCUUCGUUUUUUCAUCUAUCUAUCUAUCUAUCUAUCUAUCUUCUCUUUUCAUAUCUAUCUAUCUAUCUAUCUAUCUAUCUAUCUAUCUAUCUGUCUGUCUGUCUUCGUCUUUUCAUGCCUAUCGCUCUAUCAAUUCCUUCUUUUUUGCAUAUGCCUAUAUAUCUCAGUCUUUUCAUAUCUAUCUAUCUAUAUAUCUCUUUCUUUUUUUCUUUCUCUUCCUUUUACACCUGUGUGUGUUUGCACGCGUGUGA
This is a messenger RNA of Acanthosepion pharaonis, 1347 nucleotides long. NCBI's taxonomy places the organism in Eukaryota, Metazoa, Mollusca, Cephalopoda, Sepiida, Sepiidae. The record is from the annotation of a GenBank genome assembly.